CGCGGCGGGACGGGCGGAGGCGAUGUAGCCCGGCAGCCGCCGAGGCUUCCGUCUCGCUCGCUCGCUCCUCUGUCUUGCUCGCUCGUUCGCUCGCUCGCUCGCGCAGCGGCGGCAGCAGAGGUCGCGCACAGAUGCGGGUUAGACUGGCGGGGGGAGGAGGCGGAGGAGGGAAGGAAGCUGCAUGCAUGAGACCCACAGACUCUUGCAAGCUGGAUGCCCUCUGUGGAUGAAAGAUGUAUCAUGGAAUGAACCCGAGCAAUGGAGAUGGAUUUCUAGAGCAGCAGCUGCAGCAACAGCAGCCUCAGUCCCCCCAGAGACUCUUGGCCGUGAUCCUGUGGUUUCAACUGGCGCUGUGCUUUGGCCCUGCGCAGCUCACCGGUGGGUUCGAUGACCUCAACGUGUGUGUUGACCCAGGCGUCCCAGAGAAUGGCUUCAGGACCCCCAGCGGAGGUGUCUUCUUCGAAAGCUCAGUAGCCCGAUUUCACUGCCAAGACGGUUUCAAGCUGAAGGGCUCCUCAAAGAGACUGUGUGUGAAACGCUUCAAUGGGACCCUAGACUGGAUCCCAGGUGACAAACCUGUCUGCAUACAAGAAGACUGCCGGAUCCCCCGAAUUGAAGAUGCUGAGAUUCACAACAAGACAUAUAGACACGGGGAUAAGCUGAUCAUCAACUGUCAUGAGGGAUUCAAGAUCCGGUACCCCGACCUGUACAACAUGGUUUCGUUAUGUCGUGAUGAUGGGACGUGGGAUAACUUGCCCAUCUGUCAAGGCUGCCUGAGACCUCUAGCCUCUUCCAAUGGCUACGUGAACAUCUCCGAGUUCCAGACCUCCUUCCCCGUGGGAACUGUGAUCGCUUAUCGCUGCUUCCCUGGAUUUAAACUCGAGGGUUCUGAGUACCUUGAGUGCUUACACAACCUUAUCUGGUCGUCCAGCCCACCCCGGUGCCUUGCUCUGGAAGUUUGUCCGCUACCUCCUAUGGUGAGUCACGGAGAUUUCAUCUGCCACCCGAGGCCUUGUGAGCGCUACAACCAUGGGACUGUGGUGGAAUUCUACUGUGAUCCCGGCUACAGCCUCACCAGUGACUACAAGUACAUCACCUGCCAGUAUGGAGAGUGGUUUCCUUCCUACCAAGUCUACUGCAUCAAAUCAGAACAAACGUGGCCCAGCACCCACGAGACCCUCCUGACCACAUGGAAGAUCGUGGCAUUCACAGCCACCAGUGUGCUGCUGGUGUUACUGCUCGUCAUCCUGGCCAGGAUGUUCCAGACCAAGUUCAAGGCCCACUUCCCCCCCAGGGGUCCUCCCAGGAGUUCCAGCAGUGACCCUGACUUCGUGGUAGUGGACGGAGUGCCUGUCAUGCUCCCGACCUACGAUGAGGCUGUGAAUGGCAGCUCGAGUGCCUUAGGCCCCGGGUACCUGGCCUCCGUGGGCCAGGGCUGUCCUUUACCUGUGGAUGACCAGAGCCCUCCAGCCUACCCCGGCUCCGGGGACACGGACACAGGCCCUGGGGAGUCAGAAACCUGUGACAGUACCUCGGGCUCCUCCGAGAUGCUCCAGAGUCUAUAUUCACCCCCCAUGUGCCAAGGGGGCAGCCGCCCUGCCCCAGACACCCCUGACACGAUUUCAAGCACAGCAGGGGAGGUAGCAUCCACAAGCCCAGGCAUCGACAUUGCAGAUGAGAUCCCGCUCAUGGAAGAGGAUCCCUAGUCUGGUGACAUCCUGCUAACCCCACUGUCCCCUUUGGGGAAAAGAGCCUUGAACCUUGGAGAGAGGCCACAGGAGGACAGAGCUUGGGCACACAGGGGGUGUUUUUAAUCUAUCUACACGAGGACGGUGAUUCAUACCACACAACUCCAGCAGGACUGUGGGUCUAGCCGACAGCAAUGGCGGUGCUUUCAAAUGAGACUCAAGGGUUUAUCAUGACCUGCAGGGAACAGAGGCAGAGGGGACUCUCUCAGCCUCACCCCCCCCCCACGACAGAGCUGAGUGUCUCUUGCUACAGAGCGUGAGACAGUGCCACACACAUCCCGGCGAGUCACAUAUCCUGUUGCUUCUGUUAACAGCACUCCCUGCUCCUCCGAAAGCAUGUCACAUUGUAUAAAUCUGCUUCUAAACUCUGCUUUGAACUGUCUAGGGACUUUAGACCUGGACAGGUCGGCAUCUGUAAAAAGCCCAUGUUGACCUGCAAACCUCUCUUUGCCCUUACUAGUAAGGGACGGGCUCCCACAGCUGAUCAAAGCAGGAGGAUGUGGCGGUUUGACAGAGAAAGGAAAGGAAAAGCAAGCCACCUCUGCUUUCUGGAAAUGUCUUCAUGCCGAGCCCCCAUGCUCCGUGCUGCCCUCUGGUGACGUGCAUUGGUGCCUGUGUCCAUGGUCUGGCAGUGGACCUGUGGCGUGGGGUAGACCAGUGACUUUACACGUGGGGAGAGCGCGUUCAGAUGCAUCUUGUGGUGGACCAAGUAACCUGGUCGUGUUUGGUUUGGGCAUCGGGCAGACCCCACUCACAUUUAUCUGCUCAUGCCGUCCUAUGUGGGCCAUUGCUGUCCCGUUGUUCUGACCCUAAAACCUAACUGUUCACUUAUUUUCCAAAAAGGCAAGUUUCUGUGAACACAUUCUGCGUUUGGAGGAGGACGAAAGCAUAAGCAGGAUCUUUCGUGGCCAUCCCUCAGCCCCUCAGCUCUAUUUCAUCCCGCUAAGUCCGAAGGCUGGCCUCCCAGCCCCGAGUCACCCUGCCUGCCUGCCAACCCGCGUUUCUAGGAGGGUCUCAUGGCACCCACUGGGUGUUGUGCCUAAGCAAUCGAUCGGUUUUUGAAGAACCCCGAGUCCAGAAGCGUCUCUCCGAACACACGUCGGUCCAUGGUGUCGUUUCCAUCCCUGCUCUGGGUUGUAAACAAAUACAACCAAACUCUCAUCCAUUAAAAUCACUGUGCUGGUAGAGCACCGGGGGGCUGGAGGCUCGAUCGAAUCCCGCUUUCUCUCAACACAGACCGAUUAAAAAUUAAAAAAGAAAACG
Rattus rattus (black rat) is the source of this 3011-nucleotide messenger RNA. It is a transcript of the gene Susd4, whose product is annotated as sushi domain containing 4. NCBI's taxonomy places the organism in Eukaryota, Metazoa, Chordata, Mammalia, Rodentia, Muridae. The coding region runs from base 234 to 1706 and encodes 490 amino acids. The transcript is spliced from 9 exons. The record is from RefSeq and is a predicted model, not a curated record. Gene Ontology annotation, biological process: negative regulation of complement activation, classical pathway; negative regulation of complement activation, alternative pathway.